AUGGUUUCCGCUACUACCCCCCGUGCUGCCGAGUUCCGCAGUGCUUUCGGCCCUAGAUACGCUUUCCAGCCCAACUUCCACGGUGCUACCGUCAAGACCUUUACUCGCUACGGCUUCCGUGGUGCUUGCUUCGGCGCUGCUGCCGGUGCUGGUGCUCUCCUCUUCACCUCUGGCAUUCCCCGCAUCCAGACCGACAUUAUCAGCUACGUCCCCAUUGUCCGCGACUACUUCAAGAAGGAGACUCACCCCCAGGACAACCCCUUCUAA
Molecule: messenger RNA, 267 nt
Organism: [Torrubiella] hemipterigena
Lineage: Eukaryota; Fungi; Ascomycota; Sordariomycetes; Hypocreales; Clavicipitaceae
Source: the annotation of a GenBank genome assembly